CAAGCUUCUCUAUAUAAUGCCCCUUUUGCUUAAGCUAAUUCAUCAUCAUCCACACUCACCACUCAAAAUCAGCUUUUGUCUCACUCCUAGAAAAUGAAGUUUUCUCCUUCAUUUUCUUGCAGUGCUAUGGGAGCUUUAAUAUUGGGUUGCCUUCUGCUUCGAGCAUCCAUCUCUAAUGCUCAAUUGAGGCCGGAUUUCUAUUUCGGAACAUGCCCGCAUGUUUUCGAUAUCAUUGGGAAUGUCAUCGUCGAUGAAUUGGCCUCCGACCCUCGUAUUGCCGCUAGCAUCCUGCGCCUACACUUCCAUGACUGCUUUGUUAAUGGCUGUGAUGCAUCAAUCCUCCUGGACAAUUCCACAUCAUUCAGGACUGAGAAAGAUGCUGCUCCAAACGCAAAUUCAGCUAGAGGAUUUAAUGUCAUAGAUAGAAUGAAAGCCAAGCUUGAGACAGCUUGCCCCAAAACAGUGUCUUGUGCAGAUGUUCUCACUAUCGCUUCUCAAAUAUCAGUCCUUUUGUCAGGAGGUCCAUGGUGGCCGCUUCCGUUGGGGAGGAGAGACAGCUUACAAGCUUUCUUCGAUCUGGCUAAUACAGCUCUUCCUUCUCCAUUUUUCACUCUUGCUGAACUUAAAGCAAGUUUUGUUGCCGUUGGUCUAAACCUCUCCUCAGAUCUAGUCGCUCUUUCUGGUGGUCACACAUUUGGAAGAGCACAAUGUCAAUUUGUGACACCUCGUCUUUACAACUUCAACGGUACCAAUAGCCCAGACCCGAGUAUUAACCCAACUUACCUCGCCCAACUACGUGGACUGUGCCCUCAAAACGGAAACGGCACCGUUCUUGUCAACUUCGACCCCGUGACUCCCGAUGGUUUCGAUAAUAAAUACUACACUAAUCUUCGUAACGGGAGAGGUCUGAUUCAGAGUGAUCAAGAACUGUUUUCGACUCCUCAAGCCGACACGAUUCCACUAGUGGAGCAAUACAGCAGCAACCAGACCGCGUUCUUUGAUGCAUUCGCAAAAGCAAUGAUUCGGAUGGGAGAUCUUAAACCUUUGACUGGGAAUCAAGGUGAGAUAAGACUGAAUUGUAGUGUUGUGAACUCAAGGAUCAUGAGUGUGGAGAAUGAAGAUGAUGGUGUUGUGAGUUCGAUUUGAUCAUGUCGGAGACAUAUAUAUGUAAGAAAGCAUAAAAUGCAUGGGGAAUAAUUUAUGUAUUUCGACUAAAAUAAAUAUUCUCACGAGUUAUGAGAUAAUUAUGGGUCUUAAUUCUAGA
Molecule: messenger RNA, 1264 nt
Organism: Brassica rapa (field mustard)
Lineage: Eukaryota; Viridiplantae; Streptophyta; Magnoliopsida; Brassicales; Brassicaceae
Product: peroxidase 22
Biological process (GO): hydrogen peroxide catabolic process; response to oxidative stress
Molecular function (GO): heme binding; peroxidase activity
Source: RefSeq, a predicted model, not a curated record